AUGUCGUUCCUCUCCGUCUUCCGUACCGCGUCUCGCGCUGUCCGCCCUGCCAGCGUUGUCCGAGCCCCCCUCGUCCGCUCCCAGAUGCAGAUCCCAGUGACUCUGGCUGCCCGCACCGCCAACUUCGGUACUACCCGUAUGCUUCGUUCUGGUCACGAGGAUGAGACUUACGAGGAGUUCUCCGCUCGUUUCGAGAAGGAAUUCGACGGUGUGCAGGAUGUUUUCGAGCUCCAGCGCAACCUGAACAACUGCUUCGCUUACGAUCUCGUCCCCUCUAUUGAGGUCCUCACUGCGGCCCUGAAGGCUGCUCGUCGCGUCAAUGACUUCCCCACCGCUGUCCGCGUCUUCGAGGGCAUCAAGGCCAAGGUUGAGAACCAGGAUCAGUACAAGCAAUAUCUUGACCAGCUCGACGGUCUGCGUCAGGAGCUGGGCGUCGCUCUUCGCGAGGAGAUGUACCCCCAUGAGGAGUAA
Molecule: messenger RNA, 471 nt
Organism: Penicillium diatomitis
Lineage: Eukaryota; Fungi; Ascomycota; Eurotiomycetes; Eurotiales; Aspergillaceae
Product: cytochrome c oxidase subunit VI
Exons: 4
Coding region: 1-471 (156 amino acids)
Biological process (GO): mitochondrial electron transport, cytochrome c to oxygen
Cellular component (GO): mitochondrial inner membrane
Source: RefSeq, a predicted model, not a curated record